Molecule: messenger RNA, 6219 nt
Organism: Diaporthe amygdali
Lineage: Eukaryota; Fungi; Ascomycota; Sordariomycetes; Diaporthales; Diaporthaceae
Product: bacterial alpha-l-rhamnosidase domain protein
Exons: 10
Coding region: 1-6219 (2072 amino acids)
Biological process (GO): protein phosphorylation; carbohydrate metabolic process
Molecular function (GO): iron ion binding; monooxygenase activity; protein kinase activity
Source: RefSeq, a predicted model, not a curated record
AUGCCAUCUGCGGCAGCAAGCUACGAACCAGUGCAGUGCCUCGAGUCCGCACGAAUGCUGUGCGACCUCAUUCGCUCCCCGGCUGAGCACGAGGUGUGGAUUGAGAGAUACUCGUCAGGUCUCUUAUUCCGGCUCGGUUUCGCCAAGACCCUGUCCGUAAAUGGCGAAAACACUUACCUGGAUCGGGUGUCAACUACCGUCCACAUCUUUCAGCGCGUCGCGACUACAGGAAAUUAUCUCGUGGACAUCUUCCCUUGGAUGAUGUGGAUUCCCAAGUUUCUAGCCCCUUUCAAGCGGGAACUCGAGCGAUUUCAUGUAGCAGAGUUGACUCUCUUCCGUGAGCUCCUCGACGACAUCAAGCAUCAGAUGGACAAGGGUAACGCGCCGCAAUGCUGGGAGCGCACCGUCAUCGAGAAGCAUGACGAAUUUGGCUUGACCUUGGACCAAGGGGCGUACAUCGUGGGGAACGUGUUUGAAGCUGGCAGUGGCCCAAGCACAGAUGCUUUACUUUGGCUCAUGCGGGCCUUGGUGGUCUAUCCGGAGUGGCUCAAGGCUGUUCAAGACGAGGUCGACCGGGUGGUCGGAGAAAACAGGCUCCCAGAAUUCCAUGAUAUGCCGAGACUACCUACUGUUCGAGCGUUCAUUAAGGAGACCCUGCGAUUGCGACCGCCCGUAGGUGCCGGUAUAGCCCAUCAGCUGGUCAAAGAUGAUGUAUACAAAGGUGUCUUUAUCCCUGCUGGUACAGUUGUCCACGCCAAUCAAUGGGCUAUACAUCGAGAUCCAGAAAUGUACCCAGACCCGGAAUCCUUCCGGCCUGAGCGUUGGCUGAGCCCCGAAUUUCCAACCACAUACCGUGAACCUCUGACUACUUACCCAAACAUGCAUAAUUGGUCCGUUUAUGGCUUCGGUCGCCGUAUUUGUCCAGGCCAGCACAUCGCCGAACGAUCCCUGAACAUCUUUGUGGCCCGAGUAACCUGGGCUUGUAGCAUAUCGAAGACACCAGGGGAUAACGCCGCCAUGAAUGAUUAUGCUAGCAAGUUCAAUGUCAGGCCGAAGAACUUUAAAAUGAAUUUAGAGGCUCCCUUAAUACUGCUCAUCAUCAGAAUCGUUCUCGUUCCCGAACAUCUUACCCCCGAGCGGGUUCUUCAAUCGGCAUUCGCAAUGGGCCAUUUCGACGACUGCACACCAGAUCAGCGCUUCAGUAAGACGGGUUACGAUGGGUUGUAUAAUGGAGUCGGCACCGAGAAAAUCAUUAUUGACUGGGACCAACGACGUUACAUUGCUGUCGCGACGGCGUGGCAGGAGGAGGAUGAGGAGUUCUUUUUCGAUGCCCUUGCCGAGCACAUUGACGAGAUCCCUUCAAAUGUCAUGCAGAUCGUGGUAGGCGAGCAGGGCGAGCUGCUGAGCUCUGCAGCUGAUCUGGACGAGGACCCCACCAUGAUCCCUUUUUAUCCCUCCCCGUCAGACUAUCCGGCCCAUGUGCGGCAAAUCAAGCGCGAGCGGCUUGUAGAGCUCAAUCGGAUGGGUGUCCAGGUGGACCUGUGCGAGUACAUACCCGCAGCUGGCACGGCACCGAAACAAGUCGCUUUCAAAUACUAUAUUAACGAGGGUAACAUGGGAAUCAUAUGGGAUGAGGCGAACUGCCUUCUUCGUAUACCGAAGCACCCUAAUAUCAUCCCCUUCGACAGCCUCGUUGUCGACCAAGUUGAAGGCCAGGACAAAGUAGUCGGCUUUACAACUCCCUUUGUACCAGGCGGUACCAUUCUGGACAACGUCUCGAGGCCCUUCAAGCUUAAGCAUCUCGAGCAGCUCACCUCGACCGUUGACCACCUCAACCUUACCCUUGGCAUCGCCCAUGGUGAUAUUACACCCUACAACCUCCUCAUUGACCCCCUCACGGACGACCUGCUCAUAUUUGACUUCAACCUCGCCAGCAGGCUGGGCUGGGAGACCGAGGACCACAGAAGACAGAGCUAUGACCCGGCGCGCAACGACGUCAAGUUUGCCGCCUUCACCCUCUACGAGAUCAUCACCCGGGACACUCAUCUGCGCGACGAGAAUUAUCCUCACGAACUAAACAUCGCCAUGGUCCUCGAUACGCCCGAGGACGGUGCCGCGCCGGCGUGGCAGAAACACGAGGACGUUGUUCUCGACGCCCCCGUGGCCGAGUACAGACGGCACCUUGACGAUUGGAUGACGCGUCGGUCCGCUGUGGGGUUCGGGGACAAGGAGCAGGUGGAGAUGCGUUGGGACCAGGCCCCCGGCGCGUUCGACUGGCCGCCGAUGCCCGAACUGCCCGAGGUGCCAUUCUACGGGGCGAUGCUGAGGAGGGCGACGCAGAUGAGGCAGGAGAUGGUCCGGCGCGGCACGGGGUUUGUGGCGUGGCAACGGCCGCCAAGCUUCAACGUUUCGGUCCAGCUCGGGUAUCAUGAGGUAUUGUCCGAUGCUGAAGGAUACGUGUUGUUUCUUGACACGGGGGCGCAGGCCACCCUGGACUACGGCGUCGAAGUUGGUGGGCUUGUAACUUUAAAUAUCAAGACGCUGACGGACGGGUCCAGCGGCCCUCAGCUGUCUCUUGCAUUUGCAGAGUCCCCUGCACAUGUUGGGCCAAUAUCAGACGACGCGACGGGUUCUAUAGCUUCACAAGACUGGGACAGGGAACUCAACGUGACUGUUGACGUCGGAGAUGCGGUGCUGUACACGAUGCCUCAGGAGAGGUUUCGAGGGGGUUUUCGAUUCAUGACCAUCGUUGCAAAGGCACCAGUCACUAUAUCAAACAUUACCUGCGCAGUUGGCUUCUCGCCGUCACAGGCCAACCUGCGAGACUACUCUGGCUACUUCUUCGCCCCCGGCCAUGACCUUCUCUCGAGGAUCUGGUAUGCUGCGGCCUAUACAGUGCAGACUAACAUAGGGCCCGUAGAUACGGGCCGAUUUCUGCCGCAGAUACAGCCAGGUUGGGCAUAUAACUCCAGCACUGGGGUCGCCGGACCCGUCCUGAUGGACGGAGCAAAGCGAGAUCGCGCGGUGUGGCCUGGUGACCACGGCAUCUCGGGUCAAACAGCCUUCCUGGCUCUCGGCGACAUCGGUCUUGAAGCGUUCAACAACUCGCUUGAGACCAUGUUCUAUUACCAAAAUGAAACCGGCAGGUUCCCUUACGCGGGGCCAUCGACGCGGUCCUUCAACUCGGGCAAGGAGAGCGACACUUACCACGCCUGGAACCUUGUUGCUAUCUACCAAUAUGCCAUCUUUACCGCCGAUGAAUCGUGGGUGGAGAGGCAUUGGUACAACAUCACGAACGCCGUGGGAUACAUCCUCAACGGCAUCAGCGGCGAUAUCGGUCUACACAAGCAGGUUGGGGCAAACGACUGGGGCCGACAGGGUACAGCGUCACUCGCCAAGUCCUUGAACAAGUUAGACAAGGCGCAGGCAUGGAGCUUUGCUGCAGAAGGGAUCAAGGAGGCGUUCAACAAACAUCUCUGGGACCCUGAUGCAUCACUCUACAACGACAACACAACAACAUCUCUCCACCCUCAGGACGGAAAUGCCAUGGCUCUCCUUUUCAAUCUUACAAGGGACACGAAGCAGGCCAAGGCACUGAGCAAAGCCCUUACAACCAACUGGAACGGCUUUGGCCCAGUGACACCGGAGCUGCCCGACACCAUCUCCCCGUUCAUCUCGGGCGUGGAACUUCUGGGCCAUUUUGCGGCGGGAGAACCAGACCGCGCCCUGGAGCUUGCAGGACGCCUCUGGGGCCAUUUGCUCGACUCACCGGAAAUGACGGGCAGCACACUCGCCGAGGGCCUGGCGGCCAACGGCAGUCUGUACUAUCGAGGCGCGUCCGGGUACAACUACGACGCGGCGUACACCAGCAUGAGCCACAGCUGGUCUACUGGGCCCCUGAUCGCGCUUACCACGAAGCUCACAGACCUGGGGCUUUCUGGCUGGCAUAGGUGGACGUUCGCGCCGCAGCCGGGUGGCGGGGUGCAAGAGGCGCAGAGCGGUUUUAGGAGCCCCUUUGGGCAAUUCCACGCGAGCUGGAGGCUGGCCGAUGGGAACUACAUUGCCAACGUAUCAGUACCCGAGACAACGACUUUACCAACUCUGUUGAACACCGAGACAAUGUUCGCCCUUGACAAUUUGCAGGACGGCGAGAUCAUCUACCAGCGCUGUGUUCUCGUCACAGGGCGAUGUGAAGCCACCUCUCAGAAACGCAGUGCCUAUGUGCGCAUCGAAACCAAAGAUGAUGCAGGCUGUGUUCUGUUUCCCGAGCAGCAAUGGCCAAUGUGCUAUGGUUGGUUCAAGGCGCUGCUCAUCUUAAAUCCAGGACAAAACAUCAUCGACAUCACGUCUGGGCAGGAUGGCUCUCAUAAAAAGACUAUUCGCUUGCAAUAUAUACCACUGCUCCAGACACCACCGUUGCAUCUGGCUAUUAUGGUAGCCAAAGACUCGCCCUUAGCGAUUGAUUGCCCACCAAGCAAGUACAGCGGCCUCUCAAGUGCUCAUUCUAGCCUGGAAGCUGCCAUAGCAAAGUUCCGCGUCACGGCGUAUAUGUGGCAGGCCCUGACAGCCGAAGAGUUGCGCAAGAACGGUCUCGGUCGACGAUCUUUCCGUCUGGAGGAAGAAUGGGCCGCCGAUAGCUUAAGUCAGUCCUUCGCACACGAUGUAACGAUGCAAUCCACUGCCAAAGUCCAUUUGAUCCGAGCAGACAAGACUGUUGCGGAGCUCCGCGAUGCGCAGAUUGCCCAACAGAAUCCUAGUGGAAGACGCAGAGACGAUCUGCACAAGAUUUUCAGCGAAGCGCUGCUUGCACACGGAGGACCAUUUACCUCCAAGGCAAGGCCGGUCGUAGCCGGCCUGAUCUUAGACUCGCACUACGAUGCGGAGAGCAAAUUGAUUCUCGCUCAUGCGGCUUUGGGUGCACACAAUCCUGAUGGUCUCUCCCUUGGGGUUUUCGGCAGUCACUUGACAUAUUCGUGGCCACGGUUCAUGGAGGAGGUCCCCGACUGUCUACUGGACGAGCGCGCACCCGGCGACCGAGUAGGCAACGACAACGGCGAAUGCGAGUCUAUGUGGGAAGCCAACGCUGUGGGCCAGGGGGCGUUCUUGCACGAGGUCGGCCACGCAUUCUCAGCGCCCCAUACUAUUGAGCCUGUCACGCCGUCUACAGCGAACGACUGCCGGUGGGAUGUCCGCGAUAUGCUUCGGUUCGUUAACUUGCCGCACUUCAGGCAGCCUUCAGACUCGUCACGGGACGACAAGCCUCCUAGCUUCGAGAUUCGUGACGAUGAGGAAUUCACUCGCGUAGUCAUUACCUGCGAAGCUGGCAUUGCGCAGGUGUUGCUCGAAGGCAAGAUGGAAGCCAGCGCCACUCUUGCCAUUCCUCAGACGUCCCUUCAAUACACACUUGAUGAGCUGGAGUCCCGCUUUGACCUGCUCAAGCCGCUGCAGGUCGAAGUGCUGGCCAUGAACGGCGCGCAUCAGACCACCGACCUGUCUCGGCUCUUCUCCAGCAGGUCGUCGAUUCGUGUACCAGGGACUAGCAUCUGCCUGCAGAAGCAAAGCGUCAGCAGCGGCGAGCCGCAGAAGGAAGACUGGCCAUGGGCCGUAAUGCUAAAGAAGCGCGGUCGCCAAGACGAGCUCGUGCCCGCACACAAGAUCGACCUAAGGGUCGGAUGUGCACUUGAUGGCGCGGUGGUCUACUACAAGGACGGCACGCGUGUCCCUUGUGGCCCACGUGGCAAGAACGGGAACGAUCCGGGAAUGGGUGGUCACCAGGCGCGGAAGAUUGCGAUUCCGAAGCGCGUGGAUGUCGUCAAAGUCGCGGUGACGAAGAAUAGUAGCUGUGGUCUACAAGGGUUGAGAAUGUGGCUCUCCAAUGGCAAAGCUAUGGGCGCACUAAACAAAGGCUAUGAUGGGACUGUCGAAACUCUUGUCCCAGGACCCAACCAGAAAAUCAUUGGAUUCUACGGGACUAGUGGUCAAUAUGGCAUGUGCAACGAGUUCGGCAUCGUGACAGGUCCAGCGGAUCAACACAUCCCUGACAUAGUCUACGAUUUGCCGGAGCUGCAGAACAACCCUGAUGGCGGUUCGCGACGACCGGCUAAGCGGCGACGCAUUGAAAAGCAUCAGUCCGAUACCGAAGAUGACGAGACGACGACGUCGGAAGAUGAGGACGGUGGGUAUGAUGACGAGAACGAAGAUGAGGAUGAGGACGAGUAA